CUUUCCCGCAGGUAUAAAAGCCGAAAGCAUUCGAGGCUAUCGCCUCUCAUCCGUGGUCGCGUCUAGGGGCAGAUCGAGCUCCUCCAAGAUGUCGAAGCGAGGGCGCGGAGGGACGGCGGGUAACAAGUUCCGGAUGUCACUUGGUCUGCCGGUGGCAGCGACGGUGAACUGCGCGGACAACACGGGCGCGAAGAACCUAUACAUCAUCUCCGUCAAAGGGAUCAAGGGCCGCCUCAACCGCCUGCCCUCGGCCUGCGUCGGGGACAUGGUCAUGGCCACCGUUAAGAAGGGGAAGCCCGAUCUCCGGAAGAAGGUCAUGCCCGCCGUCAUUGUUCGCCAGCGCAAGCCCUGGCGCCGCAAGGAUGGCGUCUACAUGUACUUUGAAGAUAAUGCUGGAGUUAUUGUCAACCCGAAAGGAGAAAUGAAAGGAUCUGCUAUCACAGGACCUAUCGGAAAGGAGUGUGCGGACCUGUGGCCAAGGAUUGCUAGUGCAGCAAAUGCUAUUGUGUAAUGUCUUGGUUCUUGAGAUCUAUGCAGAUGUUUUGGACUGUGUUGUAUUUGUUCCAUGAAAAUUUUCUGUAUCGAUGUUAGUCUGAGUUGGUCACUAACUAGCUGAUGUUUGCUAGAGUUCUUCGUGGUAAGGAUUUGAUAUUACUGUUAUUAAUAUUGAGGUACUCUAAAACUGAUACCGUUACGUUGGUGAGCAGGAUGUUGUUAUGUUUUAUUAGAAUUCUUAAUGUUUUUUGUUUGAUUUA
This is a messenger RNA of Musa acuminata subsp. malaccensis (wild Malaysian banana), 755 nucleotides long. RefSeq names its product large ribosomal subunit protein uL14x/uL14z/uL14y. Lineage: Eukaryota; Viridiplantae; Streptophyta; Magnoliopsida; Zingiberales; Musaceae. Gene Ontology annotation, biological process: translation. The record is from RefSeq and is a predicted model, not a curated record. Gene Ontology annotation, molecular function: large ribosomal subunit rRNA binding; structural constituent of ribosome. Gene Ontology annotation, cellular component: ribosome; cytosolic large ribosomal subunit.